Messenger RNA from Eimeria necatrix, 729 nucleotides. RefSeq lists its product as hypothetical. NCBI's taxonomy places the organism in Eukaryota, Apicomplexa, Conoidasida, Eucoccidiorida, Eimeriidae. The record is from RefSeq and is a predicted model, not a curated record. The transcript has 5 exons. Bases 1 to 729 code for a protein of 242 amino acids.
AUGGAGGCCACAGAAGAACUCAAGGAGUUCAAAAAGUACCUGCAGGACGGCUUAGAGGCGCUUGGUCUCGACACAGAGGUAUUCGUUGAAUACAUCCUUGGGGUGCUGGAGGCAUCUGCUAGCUUGAAUUCAGCAGCAAAAGCAGCAGCAGAUGAGCAGCAGCAGAAGAAGCAAAUACAGCAGGAGCUGCUGGAAACCCUCAGUCUCACUUUAGAAGAUAGCGCGCUGCAGCAGCAGCUGCAGGACUUUUGCUGCUCCUGCGCCGCGAGAUGGGUGGAAGUGGUGUUGCCCGCAGCAGCGCAGCAGAAGCAGCAGCAGCGGCAGCAAAAUCUACAAGCAGUCCUUUCCAGCAGCACAGCAGCAGCAGCAGAAGUGGACGAGCAGCCGGAGGAUGAGGCAGCCAGCCGCAUUCGGGAGCGUGUGGUGCAGCAGUAUGGAUACGAGUUUGACGAAAUGGUUGAGUGCGACGAAGAGGGGAAGCUACAGCUCGACAGCAGCAGCAGCAGCAGCAGCAGCAGCAGCAGCAGGAAGCAAGGUGACGACCCUGGGAUCUGGUGCAACGACAACAGGGCCAGAGUGCAGCAAGCAGCUCAGGCGGCUCGGGCAAAGGCCAAAGCAGACCACGAGAUGGAGGUGCAGCGCAACAAGCAGCAGCAGCUGCUGCAGCAGCAGCGGAUGGAGAAGGAGAAACAACGGGUAGCUCGUAAGGAAAGAAAAGCAGGCCGCUAG